CUGUUUACAAACAGAGGAAGACAGGGCAACGUUAGCCUGAAGCAACGAUCACGUUAUUUAAGAAAUUAAUCGUGUUUCUCUCAGUUUGCGUCUUUUUCAGGAUCCUCGUUUGAAGCGUCUUUGGUGAUGUUGACGAACUGAAACCUUUAGUUCAACUCAAACGAGCCAUCGUGCCUGUGUUUAUAUAAAGCUAACGCUAAAGCUAACCGAGGCUAGCUGAAUGCUAAGUGUUAGCUAAAGAGAAUGUGGGUUAAAUGGUGUUUUAAUAUAAAAUACAUGGGGGAAUUACACCAGGAUUCCUAAAUUAACCCGCUAGCUACCUGGCUAAGUAAAUAAGUAUUAGCUGAACAUGAUAUUUGUGGCUUCUAACAUGUUGGACGCUACCAGACGUUUCACCAGCCUUUUCAAAUCUGACAUGUCACAUUGUUUGCUGCCUUAGCAAGAGCAGUGUCCUAAUCUGAAAAGGGACGUUGUCACUGGGACUGAAUUUCUGUGAAACAUCGGUGAAACUACGAUCUCUCCUCAUGGCUACUUUCGGUUUUACUCCUGCCAGUGAGCAGGAUUUCUUCUGCGCUGAAACAAUGGGUCAGUCCAGCUCCAAAACAAACAGUGUCAUCAGCGGGGAAGAGGCCAGGCAGUUCUACGAAAACUUAACGAAGGAUGGUGCUCAAGGAAAAGAAGCAUCGAAGAGUGUCCGCAGAAAAACCAACAGAGAGUCCAACAGAAGAGUCCGGAGGAGAGUCAGGGCUGCGGAGACGCAUCAGGACCAAACCAGUUCAAGAGUGGAAAGAGAGACUGGGAGAGGAAGUGUAGAUUCACAAAGGAGAGAGACGCCAUCGAACGGCAACUCAGAAAGAUCCAAGGAGCUCCUGGGGCUCAGGUUCCUGCGCUGUGCCAACGAGGGGGACGUCUCUGCCCUCAGGGAGCUGCUCUCCAGGGGGGUCGACAUAAACGUCCAGGACAUGUACUUCUGGACGGCGGUGAUGUGUGCGAGCUGGUCUGGUCAGAGAGCUGCGGUGAGGCUGCUGCUGCAACAGGGAGCCGCCUGGGUGGGAGUGGUCGACACACGGGGAAGGGAUGCCAAAGACCUGGCGCUGGAAGCGGGCCACAGGGACGUGUUGGAGGAGUUGGAGAGCUACGGGAGAAGUGCUCAGGAAGACCCAGAACUGGAGGGCAGUUCCUUUCAGGCUCAGUGGUGUGACGUGUGUUGCACCCAGUACAGCAGCAGCCUGUCGUCACAUCUCUCCUCCACUCUGCACCAGUUUGGUCUGCGGCGGCCUCCCCCCACCCCACUCUACUGUCUCCCCGCCUCCAGCAACAGCUACAAGAUGAUGCUUCGCUCUGGCUGGAAACCAGGGUCAGGACUGGGCCCAGAGGGGGAGGGGCCACAGCAGCCAGUGCCAACUGUGCUAAAGAGGGACCACAAAGGUCUGGGCUACGGACACGUGAGAAGAGCCAAAGUUACACACUUCCAAGCCAGGGACCGUGACGCUAUAAAACCACCGUUCAAGCAUAAAGAGGAGAGGGAAGGAAAAGGGAAGAGGAAGGAAGAAAGUAGGAGAAAAGAGCAAAGGGAUAAGGACUGGGAGAAAGAUUUCCGUGCCUCUUUUUAUCUUUGACAUCUGCUCACCGGGACUUUCUGUCUCCCACCUAUUUAUCUGAAAGUACUUCAAAAACAUCUUCGCCAAGCAGAUGGGACGAUUUAAUACACCGGAGUUAUUUUAUCCUGGAGAUCAUGAUCAGAGUGAGGAGUGCUCACGCUGCAUCGACACUGUCUUUGACUUGUUCAUCUUUGAGAUUCAUCUUUUAAGAAAAGAUGUUUGUGUUUUUUUUUACUGUGACAAUGUUUGUAAAUCUACCAGAAGGUUUUUUCACAUGGAGCAUAAUAUAAAAACCUUGACUCUA
Messenger RNA from Hippoglossus stenolepis (Pacific halibut), 1905 nucleotides. RefSeq names its product G patch domain and ankyrin repeats 1 (gene gpank1). The coding region runs from base 525 to 1619 and encodes 364 amino acids. The transcript is spliced from 4 exons. NCBI's taxonomy places the organism in Eukaryota, Metazoa, Chordata, Actinopteri, Pleuronectiformes, Pleuronectidae. The record is from RefSeq and is a predicted model, not a curated record. Gene Ontology annotation, molecular function: nucleic acid binding; protein binding.